Messenger RNA from Saccostrea echinata, 2219 nucleotides. Its product is annotated as tyrosinase-like protein 2. NCBI's taxonomy places the organism in Eukaryota, Metazoa, Mollusca, Bivalvia, Ostreida, Ostreidae. Bases 1 to 2007 code for a protein of 668 amino acids. Gene Ontology annotation, molecular function: oxidoreductase activity. The transcript is spliced from 4 exons. The record is from RefSeq and is a predicted model, not a curated record.
AUGGAAGGACAGCAGAGCUUAAAUAUUUUGUUGGUCUUGGCUUUGGGACUUCCUUCCGCACUUGGGCUUGUUCAGGAAAUACCCAUACCAACAGAUCUGGAGGAAUGUCUCCUGUACAAAUCCCUGAACGUAAGCGUGGCAGACGUCCCCGGAAAACUGAUAGAGGACUUCUGUCUACAGAAUUUUGCCCUUUAUCACUAUGAUGAAAAUACGCAAAGGAAUAUUAGUGCUGAAGGCAUUAACUAUUUGGAAUCUCUCUUCCGACAAAUUAAUGCCGAAACCAGAAUGACAAGAAGUAAAAGACAAGCACGUGCAACCUGGCGCGUAAGGAGUGAAAUUCGGACAUUGUCGUCUGCGCAGCGCAACCGGAUAUUUAGUUGUUUAAAUCGUUUGAAAAGAGAUUAUACUAUUGACCGAUCUGUGAACACCUACGACUUAAUUGGUUCCCUACAUUCUGCGCAAGCGACCCGAUUCAUGCACAACGGACCAAGUUUUCUUGGACGACACGCAGUUUAUCUUCUGGUGAUGGAAACUGCAUGCCGCACGCCCAUUCCAUACUGGGACUUUACGAUGGACGGUGAGAUGAAUGAUCCUUCUAGUUCGGCUAUUUGGUCAAAUACUUUCUUCGGAAAUGGAAACGGAGCAGUAAGAACAGGUUUUUGUGGCAACUGGGUGACACCCCAAAAUACUCCUAUCAUCAGGAAUCUUGGAGCAGGUGGAGUUCGUAUACCAGGCAAGCAAGCACUAAGAGCUCUUCUGAGUAGAACAAGAACUAGUGAAAUUACAGAACCACAGCCAGCCAUGAGUGUUUUCUCCAUAGAGGUACAUCAUAAUGCCGUUCAUAAUAACAUUGGAGGCCUUUUUGCAGGCCUUGACACAGCUCCAUUUGAUCCUGUAUUCUGGUUCUUACAUUCUAUGUUCAACUACAUUUGGUACUUGUUCAAAAUUAACCAGAGAGCAAGAGGAAUCGACCCACAGCGAGAUUAUCCACAAGGGCCUAAUGUUCCACAAGGCCACGAGUUUUUCCAACGAUUGAACUUUAGACCUUUCUUCCGUCCGAUGACAAAUCUUGAAACAUUCUCAGAUCGAUUUGAUAGAAUUGUCAGGUACACUCCUUUGCCUACUUGUUCGCAAUGUGCAGGAAACCCUUACCUGGUAUGCCUUCGCGGAAUGUGUGUAGCUAGAUCUAGAGGUCGCGGUACAGCUGUCGGUGUUGCUCCAGGAGUUAUAAGACCUGGCGUUGUGGCACGUAGAGUUCUCAUACCUCGAGCACCUGUUUUGAUUAGAGGAAAGCGUAGUAUAUAUACAAAUAAUACUGUAGUUCAGAUAAUUCAAAGCCAUGAAGAAGCCAUUUCAACACUGGACAAAUCAUAUCUUAACACGUUUAUUAUAAAUGGUCAUUACACUCCUAAAGACUGGGUAUAUUUGAAUGUUCGAGUAGUGUAUGAACGUCCGAGGAAUGUUCACUUUAAUUCAACUGAUCUAGGAGACUCCAAUGAUAUGCAUGAUCCCAUCAACUUCCAAAAUGCUGGAGAAAACAUCGGAAUCAAAGACCGUGUUUUUUAUAAGCAGAAAUGCGAACCCGCAGGGUCAGGAGCUACUAAAGUCUUUGUUGAAUCCAAUGGUCUAAAUUAUCAUGGUAAAUAUAAAGAAUUCUCUAUUCUAGACGAACGACAGGCUGUUUCCUCUGCUGUUAUCCAAGUAGCUGUACGCAAACCUUCAGACAAACACACAGAGUCGUUCUUGUCUGCUUAUGACAGUUGUGGCCGAGUUUGUAGACCUGCCUGCCCAGUAGCACAUAGAUCUUCAACAGUUUACAAAGCCUGUACCGGAACCUUCAAAAUUACUACCGAAUAUCCGCUGAUGUAUAGUAAUUCGUAUGAAACAGCGAUUAGUUCCCUUUGGCAUCUCAGUUUAGACGGUAAAGGCCCGUUAUUUAGAAACACAUUUUCACCAGUUACUUUCAUAUGUGACCAUCAAAACGCAUGGCCUUGGUCCCGCAAGUAAGAGAAGUAGGGAUCCAGUCAGCAAAUAAAAUUUGCUGUAUCUAGCACCGGUAUAUUCAUGGAUAGAAAAGUUAAUCCAUUGAUCUAUUUAUUUGAAAUAUUGUCUUGAAAAGGCUUCACUCAUAUAUUUAUUUUCAGUCUUAAGAAGGAAUCUCGUCAUAUAAAUCAUAAUUUGUCUUCACUUUAAAGUGAAGUUUUGAUAACUUUGCAUGU